Dracunculus medinensis (Guinea worm) is the source of this 1395-nucleotide messenger RNA. The record is from the annotation of a GenBank genome assembly. Lineage: Eukaryota; Metazoa; Nematoda; Chromadorea; Rhabditida; Dracunculidae.
AUAUUCUUAAACACAAGUAUUUGCGCAUGUUUGGAUCUUAGCGAUGAUAUUCUACAACAUGUUAUGGAUGUUCUGCUCAAUAAUAUGGAAAAAGGAUUGGAUUCAAAAACAGCAAAAAUAGCUGCAGUUAAAAUGUUGCCGUCGUAUGUACGUUCCACACCAAAUGGGAAGGAAAAAGGUAAUUUUCUGGCUUUGGAUCUUGGUGGUACGAAUUUCCGUGUUUUGCUUAUUACUAUCGAUGGUCGAGAAUCAACUAUGGUUGGAAAAAUUUAUCGUGUGCCUGAUCAUAUAAUGAAAGGCACUGGAACAGCGUUAUUCGAUCGAAUUGCUGAAUGUCUUGCUGAAUUUAUGGAAGAAAAUAAUUUAAAAGGAGCCAAGAAAUUGCCUCUAGGCUUCACAUUUUCGUUUCCUUGUAGUCAAGAGGGCUUAACAUGCGCCAAAUUAAUCACAUGGACGAAAGGUUUUAAUGCAAGUGGAGUUGAAAAUGAGGAUGUUGUCAAGCUAUUACGUGAAGCUUGUCAACGUCGUAAGGAUAUCGAUAUAGAUGUCGUUGCGGUAUUGAACGAUACGGUUGGAACAUUGAUGGCUUGUGCGUUUAAAGAAAAUACUUGCCAAAUUGGGGUGAUAGUUGGUACUGGUUCUAACGCUUGCUAUAUGGAAAAGCUCUCAAGAUGUGAAAAAUUAAAGGAUUUAUUGUCCAGAAAUGAUGGACUGCCUGAUGAGAUGAUCAUCAACAUGGAAUGGGGUGCUUUUGGUGACGAUGGUGCGUUAGAUUUUGUUCGUACUCGAUUUGAUAUUGAAGUUGAUAACAGUACGAUUAACGCUGGCAAACAACUGUUUGAAAAAAUGAUAUCAGGAAUGUACAUGGGUGAAAUUGUUCGUGUUGUGCUUGUCCACUUGGCUAAAGAAAAUCUUAUAUUCAGUGGAAAUUAUCAAGCGAUUUCAGAACAACAUUCAUUCCCAACGAAAUAUGUAUCCGAAAUCGAGAACGAUAUGUGUCAAGAUGAUGAUAAAGCUUAUCAAAAAACGUUACAAAUUCUGGAAGAUAUCGGAAUUGAGCGACCAACGAUACAUGAUUGCGUUAAUGUUGGCUAUGUUUGCACUCUAGUUAGCAGACGCGCGGCUUAUUUAUGUGCAGCCGGUUUGGCAACGAUAUUAAAGCGUAUUAAAAAACCAUUUGUAACGAUUGGUGUGGAUGGGUCUGUCUAUCGUUUCCAUCCAACGUUUCCGCAUCUGCUUGAACAAAAGAUUUAUGAUUUAGUCGACAUAGAUCUCGAAUUCAAAUUAAUGCUAUCUGAAGAUGGAAGUGGUCGCGGUGCAGCAUUAGUUGCCGCAGUUGCCUCGAGAGUGAAUGAAGAAGCCAGAGCUAAUUCGCAUGAUGGUCGUACUUCGUAA